Messenger RNA from Condylostylus longicornis, 396 nucleotides. RefSeq lists its product as uncharacterized. NCBI's taxonomy places the organism in Eukaryota, Metazoa, Arthropoda, Insecta, Diptera, Dolichopodidae. The transcript has a single exon. The coding region runs from base 1 to 396 and encodes 131 amino acids. The record is from RefSeq and is a predicted model, not a curated record. Gene Ontology annotation, molecular function: DNA binding. Gene Ontology annotation, biological process: DNA transposition; DNA integration.
AUGAGUCGAAAGCAAAAAGAAACUGCUCUUGAGGAGCGCAAAAUAAUAAUUAAACUUAUCUCUGAAGGUAAAACUUAUAGGAAAGUGGGUAAAAUACUUGGAAGAAGCCACUCGUCCACUCAGUCCAUUAUAAAAAAAUAUAGACACGAGGGAAUAUUAACAAAUGAAGCAGGCAGAGGUAGAAAAAGACUUUUCACGCAAGCAACAGACAAUUUUAUUAUUAGUAAAGUUAAAGCAAACCCCAAGAUUCACAUACCAGAACCGACUAAUCAGAAACCGGAAAUCAUAGAAAAACCUGUUAGUUCAGAAACGGUGCGAAAUGUUUUACGGAGAGCUGAUUUUCACGCCAGAGCACCUAGAAGAAAACCAUUUAUUUCAGAAAAAACCGGAAGCUAA